AAAAUGCCCCAAAGAGAUCCGUUCAGUGUCGCCGUCUUUUACACUUGUCCAUACUAUGCAGUGUGUUUUGCAUAUCUGACAUGCAGUUUUACUCAUUGAACUCACAGCGCCGCUGUUGGCCAGUCUGUAACCGGUUUUCCGCAGACUUAUUGUACCUCCCACCAUGUCUUUAUUUCAGAGAGAGAAAUAGACUGAUGCGAGACACACUGGUAGGGUAUUUCUUGAGAAACAAAGCAGUGAUUCUUGUUUUUCCGUGUGGGGAAUAUGCUCUAAACUGGCUCUCGUGAAGAAAAUUCGGGGGUCAAAUUUUCAAGUACGAACGUGGAUCAACCUGGAAUAACGUCGACAGGAACAAUGACGGGGAGAGUACUAUUGUUUUUCUCGGUCUUCUCCGUCAGCUCGGUGUUCGGCCAGGUCAGCUACUCUAUCCCCGAGGAAAUGCCAAAAGGCUCUCUGGUAGGAAACAUGGCAAGAGAUUUUGGCCUAGAUCUAAAGAGACUGAAAUCGGGUAAGGCUCGCAUUUUUACUCGAGACAGCGACGGUUAUAUUGAGCUGAAUAAGGAAAGAGGAGUCCUCCUCAUCAAAGAGAGGAUAGACAGAGAGGCGCUGUGUGGACAAACGACGCCCUGUGCUUUACAUUUUCAGAUUAUAUUAGAGAAUCCGAUGGAGUUUUACAGUGUUACUGUUGAGAUCACAGAUGUGAAUGAUAACCCUCCGUCAUUUGAAAAGGAAAACGUCAAAUUCAAAAUUAGUGAAUCUGCUGUUCGAGGAGCUAAAUUCAUUUUAGACCGGGCAAUUGACCCUGAUGUAGGAUCAAAUGGAUUGCAGACAUAUAGACUUGAACCAACGGAUAAUUUUGUUGUAAAAUUGCACGAUCAGGCAGAUGGGACAAAAAAUGUCGAAAUGGUGUUAGAGAAGCCUCUAGACAGAGAAAAGAACGAGCAGCUUUCUUUGGUCCUGACGGCGGUGGAUGGAGGAGAGCCGCAGAUGACUGGGACGAUGCAGAUUCUGAUCACAGUUUUAGACGCCAAUGAUAAUGCCCCUGUUUUCACUCAGUCUGUUUAUAAAGCUUCUGUAAAAGAAAACGCCCCUGUAGGAACUGUUAUCGUGACUGUUACUGCCACGGAUGCAGAUCACGGAUCGUAUGGUCGGAUAACUUAUUCUGUUUCAAAUGUUUUAGAUCACGCCCGUGGGUUAUUUGACGUCAAUGAUGAAAGUGGUGAAAUAAGGCUAAAAGGAAAUGUUGACUAUGAAAAAGCUCGAACAUUUCAGAUCAAUAUUAGGGCAAGUGAUGAUGGAGGACUCGUUGAUUCUUGCAAGGUGAUGAUUGACGUCAUCGACGUAAAUGACAAUACGCCUGAUAUUAAAAUAAUGUCAAAAUCAAACGUGAUAUCUGAAGAUGCCGAGCCGGGAACAGUUGUAACAAUGAUAAAUAUUGAAGACGCAGACUCAGGUGAAAAUGGGAAGGUCCAAUGUAGCAUUAGUGAUAAUAUACCUUUUAUAAUGAAGUCUGCAAACAAUAAUUUCUACAGUUUGGUGACAGACAGUGAAUUAGACAGAGAGAGAGCCUCUGAGUAUAACAUCACAGUGACGUGUUCUGAUGAGGGAGUGCCCUCCCUCUCCAGCAGCGUGACUCUCACCUUGCAGAUCUCUGACGUGAAUGACAACGCUCCUGUGUUUGACAGGAGCUCAUAUGAGGCCUCGAUUGUAGAGAACAACACACCAGGCCUCUCUAUAUUCACAGUGAGAGCCAGAGACGCUGACUGGAAGCAGAAUGCCCGUGUUUCUUACAUCCUGGAGGACUCCUCAGUGAACGGAGUGCCAGUGUCCUCAUAUGUGUCUGUGAGUGCUGAUAGUGGAGUCAUCAAUGCAGUGCGCUCUUUUGACUACGAGCAGAUCAAAGAGUUCCAGUUCCGCGUCAGAGCUCAGGAUGGAGGCUCUCCUCCACUCAGCAGCAACGUGACAGUGAGAAUGGUGAUCCAGGACCAGAACGACAACCCCCCUCAGGUCCUGUACCCAGUCCAGACCGGAGGCUCAGUGGUGGCUGAGAUGGUGCCUCGUGCAGCAGAUGUGGGCUAUCUGGUGACCAAAGUGGUGGCUGUUGAUGUGGACUCUGGCCAGAAUGCGUGGCUGUCGUAUAAACUGCAGAGAGCCACAGACAGGGCGCUGUUUGAGGUGGGCUCCCAGAAUGGAGAGAUCAGAACUAUCCGCCAAGUGAGUGAUAAAGAUGCAGUCAAACAGAGACUGACUGUUAUCGUGGAGGACAACGGACAGCCGUCUCGUUCAGCCACAGUCAUUGUGAACGUGGCGGUGGCGGACAGCUUCCCUGAAGUGCUGUCUGAGUUCACUGACUUCACACAGGACAAGGAGUACAAUGACAACCUGACGUUUUACUUGGUGCUGGCUCUGGCUGUGGUGUCGUUCCUGUUCAUCACGUGUUUGGUGGUGAUUAUCUCAGUGAAGAUCUACCGAUGGAGACAGUCUCGAAUCCUCUAUCACUCCAGUCUACCUGUGAUUCCAUAUUAUCCUCCACGUUACUCAGACACUCUGGGCACAGGGACUCUCCAGCACGUGUACAAUUACGAGGUGUGCAGGACGACUGACUCGAGGAAGAGUGACUGUAAGUUCGGCAGAGGUGGUAGUCAGAACGUGCUGAUCAUGGACCCCAGUUCAACAGGGACCAUGCAGAGGAUUCAGAGUGAGAAGAGCAUCCUGGAUGAACCAGACUCUCCUUUGGAGGUCAGAAUUUAA
This is a messenger RNA of Cheilinus undulatus (humphead wrasse), 2751 nucleotides long. RefSeq names its product protocadherin beta-16-like. Gene Ontology annotation, molecular function: calcium ion binding. Lineage: Eukaryota; Metazoa; Chordata; Actinopteri; Labriformes; Labridae. Gene Ontology annotation, biological process: homophilic cell-cell adhesion. Gene Ontology annotation, cellular component: plasma membrane. The record is from RefSeq and is a predicted model, not a curated record. The transcript has a single exon. The coding region runs from base 355 to 2751 and encodes 798 amino acids.